UAUUUGAAAGUGUCAGCGGCGUGCUUCUAGCCCUAAAAUGGGAAGCAAUUAUAGGCAAUAGGUAGCAGACCUUUGCUAGGGACAAAAUGAGCCUGGCCAAGCUGCUACUAGCGCGAGAGACCGAAAAUGGGGCGACAGGCAGGGCCUCGCGCAAGGCAGUCGGGGCCGCACUUGAAUGCUGGGCUGAGAGCGAUUUCCUAAGGCACGCUACAUCAGAAUAUGUGGAUUUUCGCCCAUCACCACGUUCGACAAUCGCUGCGGUCUUCAGCCCUGACGGACGGCACCUCGCGUCCACACAUGGUGACCACACGGUCAAGGUUACCGAUGUCGCGUCGGGGAGGUUGAUCCACUCACUGCAAGGCCACCGCCGGACUCCCUGGGUGGUCCGCUUCAGCCCAACGGACCCCGAUGUGAUGGCCAGUGGCUCACUGGAUUUCACAGCGGUCGUGUGGAGGAUCAGCACGGGUCAGCCAAUUGCCAAGCAUGAUUUUGGCAAGCCCAUUGCCUCCCUGGCCUUCGACCCGUCUGGUAUGGUGCUAGUGGUCACGGCUGGGCACAAACUCUACUCCUGGCAGUACGCGCAAACGGCGGUGCCAGUGAAGAUCCUCAAAACACGCCGCUCGCUCCGCGCGCUGCACUUUCACCCCACCGCGCCGCACAUCCUGCUCACCGCCGAGGUGACCGAGCGCCGCGCGGGUCCUGGCGGCGCCGACGGCGCUGGGCCGGUGGCAGUGCCAUUGCCACCCGGAGCCGUGGCAGGCCUGGCGCUGGUGCCGCGGGCGGCUUCAGCAGGCCGGGCGCCGGGCACUGCACGCGAAGGUCGGGCGGAGGGGCAGUCGAUGCAUCCGCAGCACGCGCAGCAGGGCGGCGGCGGCGGGUCGGGUGGCGCUGCUGGCGACGUGUCCAUGGAUGGGCCUGACCCGGCACCAGAGGAGGACCCACAGGAUGCUGUGGACGAGCUGUCUGCCUUCAUCGCUGCGCACAACAGCAGCUUGGGGGCGCUGCCGCUGCGCUUCUUCCACCAGCGCCACCCGCAACCACAGCCGCAGCCGCCCGGCCGUCCGCAGCAGCAACACGCCAAUGCGGGGCUCGGGGCAGGGCAGGGGCAGGGGCAGGCAGUCGUACGACACCAGGCCCAGGCAUCCGGCGCGGGCGGAGCAGGCGGAGGAAGAGCGGGUAACGGAGCUGCGACCGGGGCCGGGACCGGGGCUGCGCACCCGUCGGUGUGGUCGGUUGUGGCGCCAGCAGCCCCCGUAGCGCACGAGGCAGGUGCUGCAGCGGCAGGCGACGGCAGCCAUGCGCAUAAUGAAGGAGCAGCAGCGGCGGCUGGUGCUGGAGGUGGCGGCGGCGCCGGCGCCGGCGGCUCGGGGGCCGCACUGGGCUUGGCGGCGGCGUGGCCCAUGGGCCUGCUGCGUAAUCUGCUUACGGGCGUCACGGGCGUCAUCUCCGGGGCCGCCAGCAGCUUGGGCGUGGGGGGUGCCGGCGGAGGUGCUGCUGCUGGUGGAGGCGGAGGCGGCAGUGAUAGCGUGCAGGCGCACGUAGGGGCUGCUGGCCAUGCAGCUGGAGGUGGGGGCGGCAGUGGAGGCGUGAGCAUGGGUGGGCCGGGGGCUGUCGCAGGAGCUGGCGGGGCGCCGUCCGUGACCGCGGUGGGAGGGGCGGCGCCCGGGACGGGCGCUGCGGACGGAGGGGGGCCGGCGCAGGCGCGGGCCGCGGGCGGCGGCGAGGCCAAUGUUGUGGCGGCAGCGGCGGCAGUUGCUGGCUCGCGACUGAGCGUGCUGUCGCCUGUGGACGUGAUCCGGCACCAGAGCUUGGGUGGCGGGCUACGGCACGCCAUCCCGCUCGUAGCGCCCGCCGUGCCGCCGCUGCCACCGCCGUCGCUGCCGCCGCCACUACAGCACCUUCGCGGCUCUGGCCCGCUGACGCCGGCGAUGCAGCACCUGUCGCUUCAGAACGGCGGUGUGGCGGCGCAGGCGCUGCAGGCACACCACCACCAGGCCGCACCGGACGGCACACAUGCGCCCCCGGAUGCCUACGCGGUACACAUGGCGGCGGCCGCGGCGGCGGCGGACGCCCACGUAGCUCCGUACGAGCUGACGUGGGGCUGGGACCACCGGGCGGAGCUGGGCCCGGACGAGCUGGAGCGCGCGCGGCAGCACGCGGUCGUGUCUACGCCCGACCUGCCUCCCGCCGCCAACCACGACACGCCCUGCAUCGUGACGGUGCGGCUGUGGGAGUUCCGCGACCCGAGCCGCGAGCUGCGCCGGGAGCUGCUGGUGCUGCCUCGCGUAGUGCUGUGCAGCGAGAUGGGUGUGCACAUCAGUCCUUGCGGCCGCUACAUGGUGUGCUGCGUGGUGCGCGACAGCCCCAGUGAGGCCUGCAGCCAGUGGCAGGCGGAUCAGCAGGCGGCGCGGCACGCGGCAGUGGACAGGGCCGCCGCCGCCACGCGCACGCACGCGGCGCGCACGGAGCCGUCCUCGCCCGACGGCGCCGCUGUAGCCACGGCCGUCGCGCCCAUGCAGUGUGAUACGGAGGACGGCGGAGACGAGGCCGGGGACUUGCGGGCGGCCGACGGGCAUCAUGCGGUGGUGGUGGGGGGCCAAGCCGCUGCUGCUGCGCCGGCGGCGACUGGAGAUGGAGACGGAGGUGGAGGUGGAAGCGGCGGCGGUGCUGGUAUCUGCGGUGUGGAGGCUGCACGUGUGGACUCGUGUCGCAGCGUUGACAUGGCGGAUGCAGGGCCUGCAGGGCACGAGCCCAGCGGUAGCGUGCAGGCAAUGGCUGGCGGCUGCGCCGCUGGGCCACACGGCGAGCCGUCCGUCGCAUGGCACGGCGGUGGCGGUAGCGGCGGCGGCGGGGCAGGGAUGGAGGACGCCCAAAUGCAUGACGACACGGCAACGCAGGCCUGUUGUCAGGAGCGGGAAGCCGCCGCGCAGCCGGGCGCCUCCUCCGCCGGUCCUCAGGGCGCAGUCGGCUGCGGUGCUGGUGCGGGCCUCGGUGUCGCCGCGGAGAGCGGCUUGGCAAAGCUUGGCAAGCAGCCCAGUGGCCGCCGCAGGCGGGCCCGCGGCCGUGGUGCCGGGUCUGGCGCCGGCGCCGGCGCCGGUGCCGGUGCCGGCUCCAGCGCGGGUGCGGGGCCGGCCGGGCCUUGUGGUGUGCAUCAGCUCCUGGUGGCGCAGGAGGAGGAGGGGCACCCGGUUGAGGAGGGGGUCGGUGUGGGGGCAUGUGAGGCGGACGGCGGCAGGCUCGGCGUCGCGGCAGACGGGGAGUUGGAGGCGGGGGCCGGGGAGGCCAGUGCGGCGGGGCCGCAGCACACGGUGGAGCGGGCGGCUGCGAGGACGGCGGCAUCCAGGCCGGGCGGGGACGUGGGCGUUGGCGUUGGCGCUGGGGAGUACGACUCAGCCGGGGCCGCCGCGUGUAGGCGCAUGAGCGCAGCGGCGGCGGCCUCGGUCUCCAUGUCAGGCCCCAAUCCUGGUUCGGGCCAGGCAGCGGCGGCAGCGGCGGCACAGCAGGCCCCGGACCACCACCCCCGGCGUCACAGCCACACCCAUCACCACGGUCACCCUCACCAACAGGGGCAGGGGCAGGGCGAAACGGGCUCGGCCGCUGGGGCUGCGGCACAGGGAGGGGCCGCCCCCGCUGGCCCUUCCCGGCCGCCGCUGCCUCCAGCAGCCGCUCCCGCUGCUGCCGGCGCCCCUGGCAGCCACCAGCCUCAACAGCUUCAUUCCCAGCAGCCCGAACCCCUGGCCGCGCCCCAGCCCCAGCCGCCACAACAGCCCCAGUCUCCCGGGGAAGGUGCCACGCCGCAUAUGUUUGCCUCCAUAAAAGAAAAGCUGGCGCAGCAGCGGAGCCUGGACGAGGCCGCGGGGGCGCGCUCCGUGGCCGUCGCGGAAUGGGCCCCAGCGGCGCCGGGUGCAGGGGCAGGGGCAGGGGCGGGUGCCGCGCGCGGUGCUCACCAGGCGGCGGCGCCGCUGACUGAGGAGCUGAGCCCGGUGGUGUGCGAGCGGGCUGCAGCUGACAGCGGCGCAGCUGCCGCCACCAUGCCGCCACACUGGGCCGUUCCCGGGCGGGAAGCCGGCACGCCGAUGGGUGCGGCUGCGGCUGCCGGGCACGCUGGCGGGGACGCAGUGACCACUGCGGCGCGGCCCCAGGCGCAACCGGCGGCAACCGCCGCCGCCCAGAAAGCGUCCGGGCAUGCCAGCGGUCCCUUCUACGAGCUGUGCAUCUUCUACACAGGCGCCUCGCCUAUGGCCCCCUCCAACGCCGCGCCGGCCAUGCCCACGCCCACGCCCUCCACAUCCGCGGCGAGCGUUGCCUUCCCCGCCGCUGGCAGCGGCGCCGCCGCCAGCAGCCGCGCCGCGGCGGCGGCGGCCACGGGCGCCGCCGCCGUGGGGCCCCACUUCGGCGCGCUGCUGCACGCGCGGCCGGUGCUGGCGGCGCACUGCAUGACGUCGCUGCAGUUCAGCCCCACGGGCCGGCACGUGCUCGUGUCGUACGGCCGCCGCCACAUCAGCCUGUGCAGCUUGGUGGCGUGUGCGGAGCAGCUGGCGGCGGUGCACAGCGUGGUGGAGGUGUACAGUGUACCGGACAUGGUGCUGCGGCGUGUGCUGCUCAGUACCGAGGACGAGGUGAACGUGGCGGUAUUCAACGCCUUCCCCGGCGGGGGCAUGGCGUACGGCACAAAGGAGGGGCGGCUGAGGCUGCUGCGAUACGACAGGCGGCCACCACUGCGCAGUGUCAUUCCAUUCAUGCCGCUGCCGGGCUCCGACUCCGCUGACGGCGGCGCCCCGAGAGGCGCGGACGGCGCAGCCACGGGCCUCGCGGAGGACGAAGACGAGCUGGAUCUGGGUUUGGAUCAGGCGUUAUGGAACGGGGCGGUUCCGCUGGCAGGAACCGGUGACCCACAUGAUGGACAUCCCUCUUUCUUCACCCGCUUCCCCUGAACGACCACUUUCUCUGUGUAAGAGAUAGGGAGCGCAGGCGGCAGGCAGCAGGGCGGUGGCGGCGGGCGUGGGGCCCAACGGUGGCACGGCACAGGCGCAGCCAUUGCAGGGCAAAUGUCUAGCAGGGGCAGAAGGGGAUCUUAGAUAGCCUCGCGCGCUUGUCUGUGGUGAUAAGACCCGGGACAUGCGCUCGGUGUGAUUGCGGAGUACUUGAGCGUAAGCCUAGAGGCUACAGUAGCGUGGCGUGCCGUUUUUGCUUGCUCAAACCAGAAGGCCAUGCAUUUACAGCUGUAGGUAGGCAGAAUAGGAGGGCAAGUAGGAGGUCCUUUGCGCUGCGGUGUGGGCAAAGACGACGCCGUGCUUGGACAUUUGGCAGGACCGUGCCAGGGCGGUGUGAAAUUGCUUGUGGGGCAGACCGCCAGGAGGUUGCAGGUGAUGGCGUGACCUGUUUUUGGCGCAGUGUGGAGUGACAGGUAGCGUAUAGUAGUUAUGGACUUGACAUACAGCGCAGAACUGAUGCCCUCAUGGUGUUUCUUUGUGAUGCCAUUUCUACAUGUCCAUUGCGUGGAUGUGCCUUCAUGUGUCCCUGUAGGCGUGAGAGUGUACGGGUUAUGGCAUUCAUUGUCGCCAGCAACGGACGACACACAACAAGCAUGUAACUUCAAUGUUGGUGGGCCCAGUCGACGGACGGCAUUCAGUUUUGCUCAACGGCAAGGGGGCGAAGCACCGUGCGCAAUCAGCGCACACGCAUGCUCCAGAAGCCCUAGAGAUGCUCUUCUUUUUGCCGUCUUUUUCCCUAGAUAAGCUCAGGUGCUCGUUGCUAAUGAGUGGUCGUAAGAGCUGUUUGCGAGAUGUCUGCGUCUGUUAAAUGUGCAAAAUGAGCACGGCGCGAUGCUUUUAUCCGGUGGUGGGGACAGGGGUCGGCGCCCAUGCAGGCGACACGCGCCCAAUCCCGAGCCUCCCUCCUCGCCUUCACCUUGUUCCUGGACCUGCGCCAUCCGUGUCCCGCUGUUUCAUUUCCUCGUUUCAU
This is a messenger RNA of Chlamydomonas reinhardtii, 5964 nucleotides long. RefSeq lists its product as uncharacterized. Gene Ontology annotation, biological process: autophagy. The transcript has 15 exons. Lineage: Eukaryota; Viridiplantae; Chlorophyta; Chlorophyceae; Chlamydomonadales; Chlamydomonadaceae. The record is from RefSeq and is a predicted model, not a curated record. Gene Ontology annotation, molecular function: protein binding. Gene Ontology annotation, cellular component: intracellular membrane-bounded organelle. The coding region runs from base 87 to 4934 and encodes 1615 amino acids.